Molecule: messenger RNA, 828 nt
Organism: Saimiri boliviensis boliviensis (Bolivian squirrel monkey)
Lineage: Eukaryota; Metazoa; Chordata; Mammalia; Primates; Cebidae
Gene: CXHXorf65
Product: chromosome X CXorf65 homolog
Source: RefSeq, a predicted model, not a curated record
GGGGAUGCUGGUAAUCCACAACUACCAACAGCUCUCUCCUGGCUGCCCAGCCUGGGCAUUCUCAGCCUAUGAAAUCCACCUGCAUCUCCAGUCCACCAAUCAUAUAGGCGCAUUUGCCCCAUGGAAGGCCUCUAGAACACCAUCCUUCUGCGUGACUCAUCAGUGAGGCGAUCUUGAGGGCAUGUUCAUCUACAUCAAACAUGGAGAUAAUCAGCAGUUUCUGGUCAAUACCAACUGCUCUGUCACCGUGAUGCUGUAUUACAUCCGCAAAAAACUACAGUUGCCUAAAACAAGCUCCAUCGAUUUGUGUGAUGAAGCAGGGACGAUGAAGAUGUUUUUCCAGAUGAAGCCCAACCAUACAGACUAUGCCAGCAAAUACCUUACAGCUCGAAGCACCUACUAUGUUUGUAAGGUGGAGCGUGGGCCACCAGGAACCAGGACGGAGGCUGCUUACAAAGGUUUUGUGCCUCUCCUCAAGAAUCCGGAGCCUCUGCUGCUUGUUGCACUGCGCGCACAGUGUGACGCCCUGGAGAGGAGCCGACUUGAGAGGCUUAAAAUACUAGAAGCCAAGAAAGUCGUUACAAUUGAACCCUCUGCAAUUAUCCCGUCCAAGCUAUCAGGACGAGAUGAAAAGAAGUCCGGUCGCAAGUCUCCGACCUCUAAGACCAGAGUAGAUUUCAGGAAGGAUAAACGUCGUCCACCACCCACUAAACCCACCAAGCAAAAGAAGUAAUACAAGGUGUGAAAUUACUGGAAUUUAGUGUGAGAUUUCUGUUUCUAGAAAGAUUUCUCCCAAUAUCUGCACUAAGGCUUGAGUACGUAAGCCCC